UGUGUCGGAGGAUUCAUAUACCGGCCUGUACCUGUGGCGUUAAGGUGUGGUGGGAGCAACACUAAGGAGGCGUAUUUCUAGCAUCCAUCAGAUAGAACAGGUGGACAGACCUUAAUCAUACCUUCUUAACAACAGCCACACAGGAGAGCCAUUGUGCCAACAUCUACAUGCGAUAAAACACCAUGAGGAACUGGAACAAGGCGUUUAUCGUUGUUUUCCUGUAUAGCUAUUGGAUUGAGCCCUGUACCAGCAGCGGCAAUGUGUCUGUACAUCUACUGGAAUACCACAAGUCAUCAGACACAGGAUGCAAGGGAGGACUCUUUUCAUCACAUCCCUGUGAUCUGCUGUUCACCUUUUGUCUCAAGGGUUUGUCCAAUAAAGGAGACUGCACAAAGAUGAGCGACCAAUACGAGGGCACACGGGACGCCAAAUUUGGGACUAGCAUUAAUGGCGGAAUAGCCAAUCCCAUCGUCAAGCCGUUUACUUCGUUACAGACAGGCGCUGUAUUUGAGGCUAAAGUGGGUGAUGAUUACUGGCUGUCAAGUACACCACUUCCUCUAGAUGACAUGACGACACCUCUACCGCCGUCUCACAAUGACGCCAACAUCACUCUUACUGACAAAGAUGCAAGGUUAACUCUGACCAUCACUGUGACCUGUGACCCCCACUACUAUGGACCCAGGUGUUCUGUCCUGUGUAACCCAGGACCAGCAGAUCACUACACGUGUGGCCCGGAUGGGACGAAAAGGUGCAUUAAAGGUGCCUGCAACAACGGAGGAAAGUGUAGAGUAGUUGGGUCAACAUUCAACUGUUCUUGUCCUGCAGGAUUUAACGGUACACAUUGUGAGACAACCCUCUGCACAAAGAAUACAUGUCAAAAUCAAGGAACGUGUCACUAUAUUGGAUCAAAGGUCACUUGUUCCUGCCAACCUGGAUUUAACGGCACACAUUGUGAGACAACCCCCUGUACAAAGAAUCCAUGUCAGAAUCAAGGAACGUGUAACCUUUCUGGAUCAAAGGUCACCUGUUCCUGUAAACCUGGAUUUAACGGCACACAUUGUGAGACAACCCCCUGUACAAAGAAUCCAUGUCAGAAUCAAGGAACGUGUAACCUUUCUGGAUCAAAGGUCACCUGUUCCUGUAAACCUGGAUUUAACGGCACACAUUGUGAGACAACCCCCUGUACAAAGAAUCCAUGUCAGAAUCAAGGAACGUGUCACUUUUCUGGAUCAAAGGUCACCUGUUCCUGCCAACCUGGAUUUAACGGCACACUUUGUGAGACAACCCCUUGCACAAAGAAUACAUGUCAGAAUCAAGGAACGUGUCAUUUUAAUGAGUCAAAGGUCACGUGUUCCUGUAAAUCUGGAUUUAACGGCACACAUUGUGAGACAACCCCCUGUACAAAGAAUCCAUGUCAGAAUCAAGGAACGUGUCACUUUUCUGGAUCAAAGGUCACCUGUUCCUGUAAACCUGGAUUUAACGGCGUACAUUGUGAGACAACCCCCUGCACAAAGAAUACAUGUCAAAAUCAAGGAACGUGUCACUUUUCUGGAUCAAAGGUCACCUGUUCCUGUAAACCUGGAUUGAACGGCACACAUUGUGAGACAACCCCCUGCACAAAGAAUCCAUGUCAGAAUCAAGGAACGUGUCAAUAUUCUGGAUCAAAGGCUACCUGUUCCUGUAAACCUGGAUUUAACGGCACCCACUGUGAGACAACCCCCUGUACAACGAAUCCAUGUCAGAAUCAAGGAACGUGUCACUUUUAUGUAUCAAAGGUCACUUGUUCCUGUAAAUUUGGAUUUAACGGUACUCUUUGUGAGACAACCCCCUGUACAAAGAAUCCAUGUCAGAAUCAAGGAACGUGUCACUUUUCUGGAUCAAAGGCCACCUGUUCCUGUAAACCUGGAUUUAACGGUACACAUUGUGAGACAACCCCCUGUACAAAGAAUCCAUGUCAGAAUCAAGGAACGUGUCAUAUUGUUGGGUCGAAAGCCACCUGUUCCUGUAAACCUGGAUUUAACGGUACACAAUGUGAGACAACGCCCUGUACAAAGAAUCCAUGUCAGAAUCAAGGAACGUGUCAUAUUGUUGGGUCGAAAGCAACCUGUUCCUGUAAACCUGGAUUUAACGGCACACAUUGUGAGACGACACCCUGUACAACGAAUCCAUGUCAGAAUCAAGGAACGUGUCAUAUUGUUAGGUCGAACGUCACCUGUUCCUGUAAACCUGGAUUUAACGGCGUACAUUGUGAGACAACCCCCUGUACAAAGAAUCCAUGUCAGAAUCAAGGAACGUGUCAUAUUGUUAGGUCGAAAGCAAUCUGUUACUGUAAACCUGGAUUUAACGGCACACUUUGCGAGACAACCCCCUGUACAACGAAUCCAUGUCAGAAUCAAGGAACGUGUCACUUUUCUGGAUCAAAGCUCACCUGUUCCUGUAAACCUGGAUUUAAAGGCACACAUUGUGAGACAACACCCUGUACAAAGAAUCCAUGUCAGAAUCAAGGAACGUGUCGUAUUGUUGGGUCGAACGCCACCUGUUCCUGUAAAUCUGGAUUCAACGGCACCAACUGUGAGACAACACCCUGUACAAAGAAUCCAUGUCAGAAUCAAGGAACGUGUCAUAUUGUUGGGUCGAAAGCAACCUGUUCCUGUAAACCUGGAUUUAACGGCACACAUUGUGAGACAAGCCCCUGUACAACGAAUCCAUGUCAGAAUCAAGGCACGUGUCACUAUUCUGGAUCAAAGGCCACCUGUUCCUGUAAACCUGGAUUUAACGGUACACAUUGUGAGACAAGCCCCUGUACAACGAAUCCAUGUCAGAAUCAAGGAACGUGUCAUAUUGUCGGGUCGAACGCCACCUGUUCCUGUAAACCUGGAUUUAACGGCACACUUUGUGAGACAAGCCCCUGUACAACGAAUCCAUGUCAGAAUCAAGGAACGUGUCGUAUUGUUGGGUCGAACGCCACCUGUUCCUGUAAAUCUGGAUUCAACGGCACCAACUGUGAGACAACCCCCUGUACAACGAAUCCAUGUCAGAAUCAAGGAACGUGUCAUAUUGUUGGGUCGAAAGCAACCUGUUCCUGUAAACCUGGAUUUAACGGCACACAUUGUGAGACAACCCCCUGUACAACGAAUCCAUGUCAGAAUCAAGGAACGUGUCACUAUUCUGGAUCAAAGGCCACCUGUUCCUGUAAACCUGGAUUUAACGGCACACAUUGUGAGACAACCCCCUGUACAACGAAUCCAUGUCAGAAUCAAGGAACGUGUCAUAUUGUUAGGUCGAACGCCACCUGUUCCUGUAAACGUGGAUUUAACGGCACACUUUGUGAGACAAGCCCCUGUACAACGAAUCCAUGUCAGAAUCAAGGCACGUGUCACUAUUCUGGAUCAAAGGCCACCUGUUCCUGUAAACCUGGAUUUAACGGUACACAUUGUGAGACAAGCCCCUGUACAACGAAUCCAUGUCAGAAUCAAGGAACGUGUCAUAUUGUCGGGUCGAACGCCACCUGUUCCUGUAAACCUGGAUUUAAAGGCACCAACUGUGAGACAACACCCUGUACAAAGAAUCCAUGUCAGAAUCAAGGAACGUGUCAUAUUGUUGGGUCGAAAGCAACCUGUUCCUGUAAACCUGGAUUUAACGGCACACAUUGUGAGACAAGCCCCUGUACAACGAAUCCAUGUCAGAAUCAAGGCACGUGUCACUAUUCUGGAUCAAAGGCCACCUGUUCCUGUAAACCUGGAUUUAACGGUACACAUUGUGAGACAAGCCCCUGUACAACGAAUCCAUGUCAGAAUCAAGGAACGUGUCAUAUUGUCGGGUCGAACGCCACCUGUUCCUGUAAACCUGGAUUUAACGGCACACUUUGUGAGACAACCCCCUGUACAACGAAUCCAUGUCAGAAUCAAGGAACGUGUCGUAUUGUUGGGUCGAACGCCACCUGUUCCUGUAAAUCUGGAUUCAACGGCACCCACUGUGAGACAACCCCCUGUACAACGAAUCCAUGUCAGAAUCAAGGAACGUGUCAUAUUGUUGGGUCGAAAGCAACCUGUUCCUGUAAACCUGGAUUUAACGGCACACAUUGUGAGACAACCCCCUGUACAAAGAAUCCAUGUCAGAAUCAAGGAACGUGUCACUAUUCUGGAUCAAAGGCCACCUGUUCCUGUAAACCUGGAUUUAACGGCACACAUUGUGAGACAACCCCCUGUACAACGAAUCCAUGUCAGAAUCAAGGAACGUGUCGUAUUGUUGGGUCGAACGCCACCUGUUCCUGUAAAUCUGGAUUCAACGGCACCAACUGUGAGACAACCCCCUGUACAACGAAUCCAUGUCAGAAUCAAGGAACGUGUCAUAUUGUUGGGUCGAAAGCAACCUGUUCCUGUAAACCUGGAUUUAACGGCACACAUUGUGAGACAACCCCCUGUACAACGAAUCCAUGUCAGAAUCAAGGAACGUGUCACUAUUCUGGAUCAAAGGCCACCUGUUCCUGUAAACCUGGAUUUAACGGCACACAUUGUGAGACAACCCCCUGUACAACGAAUCCAUGUCAGAAUCAAGGAACGUGUCAUAUUGUUAGGUCGAACGCCACCUGUUCCUGUAAACGUGGAUUUAACGGCACACUUUGUGAGACAAGCCCCUGUACAACGAAUCCAUGUCAGAAUCAAGGCACGUGUCACUAUUCUGGAUCAAAGGCCACCUGUUCCUGUAAACCUGGAUUUAACGGUACACAUUGUGAGACAAGCCCCUGUACAACGAAUCCAUGUCAGAAUCAAGGAACGUGUCAUAUUGUCGGGUCGAACGCCACCUGUUCCUGUAAACCUGGAUUUAAAGGCACCAACUGUGAGACAACACCCUGUACAAAGAAUCCAUGUCAGAACCAAGGAACGUGUCAUAUUGUUGGGUCGAAAGCAACCUGUUCCUGUAAACCUGGAUUUAACGGCACACAUUGUGAGACAAGCCCCUGUACAACGAAUCCAUGUCAGAAUCAAGGCACGUGUCACUAUUCUGGAUCAAAGGCCACCUGUUCCUGUAAACCUGGAUUUAACGGUACACAUUGUGAGACAAGCCCCUGUACAACGAAUCCAUGUCAGAAUCAAGGAACGUGUCAUAUUGUCGGGUCGAACGCCACCUGUUCCUGUAAACCUGGAUUUAACGGCACACUUUGUGAGACAACCCCCUGUACAACGAAUCCAUGUCAGAAUCAAGGAACGUGUCGUAUUGUUGGGUCGAACGCCACCUGUUCCUGUAAAUCUGGAUUCAACGGCACCCACUGUGAGACAACCCCCUGUACAACGAAUCCAUGUCAGAAUCAAGGAACGUGUCAUAUUGUUGGGUCGAAAGCAACCUGUUCCUGUAAACCUGGAUUUAACGGCACACAUUGUGAGACAACCCCCUGUACAAAGAAUCCAUGUCAGAAUCAAGGAACGUGUCACUAUUCUGGAUCAAAGGCCACCUGUUCCUGUAAACCUGGAUUUAACGGCACACAUUGUGAGACAACCCCCUGUACAACGAAUCCAUGUCAGAAUCAAGGAACGUGUCAUAUUGUUAGGUCGAACGCCACCUGUUCCUGUAAACGUGGAUUUAACGGCACACUUUGUGAGACAAGCCCCUGUACAACGAAUCCAUGUCAGAAUCAAGGAACGUGUCAUAUUGUCGGGUCGAACGCCACCUGUUCCUGUAAAUCUGGAUUUAACGGCACACAUUGUGAGACAACCCCCUGUACAACGAAUCCAUGUCAGAAUCAAGGAACGUGUCACUUUUCUCGAUCAAAGGUCACCUGUUCCUGUAAACCUGGAUUUAACGGCACACAUUGUGAGACAACACCCUGUGCAACGAAUCCAUGUCAGAAUCAAGGAACGUGUCACUUUUCUGGAUCAAAGGCCACCUGUUCCUGUAAACCUGGAUUUAACGGCACACUUUGUGAGACAACCCCCUGUACAACGAAUCCAUGUCAGAAUCAAGGAACGUGUCACUAUUCUGGAUCAAAGGCCACCUGUUCCUGUAAACCUGGAUUUAACGGCACACUUUGUGAGACAACCCCCUGUACAAAGAAUCCAUGUCAAAAUCAAGGAACGUGUCAUUUUUCUGGAUCAAAGGCCACCUGUUCCUGUAAAUCUGGAUUCAAGGGUAAUCGCUGUGAAACAUUACCACUAUCGACCUCGACAAUCAUGGUAACUUCCACAACGGCAGCUGCUACAUCGACUUCACCCGCAAGUACGACAAAACAAAGAAUGUCAACACCAACUGUACCUUUAACAUCAACAUCAACAUCUACACCAUCCACUUUAACACCGACGACAACAAGGACAACAUCUUCAAUAAAGCCGUCGACAGUAUCAGCCAAACCGAAAACGGUUAAGAAAACACAGACAACUGCAACGUCAACGACCACUGCUGCUCAGAGUACAACGUUUUCAUCCACUCGUAGAACAGCGCCAUCUACUAGUAUCAAGAUGACAUCGCCAUCGAUACCAUCUACAGGAGGAGCCACGUCCCAAGAGACAAAAAGCACCGAAGCCUCAACAAAUAUAACACCAACACCAACAAGGCAACAUAUGACCUCUACUACAGCCUCAAAGUCAACAAGCAGCAUGGGAGUUACAACUGGUCACUCAAUUCAGUCACCGACGACAACGCAAUCCUCAGUUGUUUCACUGUCCUCACACACAUCAACAUCCCUCAAACGAUCUACUUCGACGCAAUCUUCAGGGACACCAUCGAUUUUCGAAACAAGCAAACCAAUAGCAACAGCAACAAGCCCCCAAUAUGGCAGCACGUCAUCAGAAGGACCAUCUACUUCAAAGAAAUCUUCAGGGUCAACUCUGACUCCCGAAACAAGCAGACGUACAUCAACAAGCCCCCAACAUGGCAGCACGUCAUCAGAAGGACCAUCUACUUCUAAGAAAUCUUCAGGGUCAACUCUGACUCCCGAAACAAGCAGACGUACAGCAACAAGCCCCCAACAUGGCAGCACGUCAUCAGAAGGGACAUCGACUUCAGGAGUGUCCACAAGUGCAGGCGAAUCUGCAUCUCCUAGUCUGCCAUCACACUCUGCAUCUACUUCAGAUCUUGCCGGAGAAUCUACUCACUCUGUCCAUCACACACAGCCAGCAUCCGCACAUUCAACAAUAGCAUCAACAAGGAAAGCUACACCAGGAGAUGCGUUGACAGUAUAUCUGAAGGUAUCCUACAAGAAGAUCAUCAUUCAAAAUCUCAAAUCAACUCUUCAGUCAGAGAUUGCUAAGAGGCUGCAGAACGUAAAUCCGUCAACCAUACAGAUUACUAUUGCCGUCAAACAACUGUAUAACAGUGCUGGAGAGGAUAUUACGGAGUUGACAGUGCGGUUCACAUCACCAACAAGUACACCCUUCUAUUUGUCCAAAGGCUAUCUGGAUCAUUUAAUGCCGUACACUGUAUACACGGGAUCGACACAGGAACUGAGAGACUCGAAGCCUGAGCCCAGCUCCGGGACUCCAGUUGGCCUCAUAGUGGGCGUUGUCGUCGGUGCUGUUGUCGUCCUUGUCGUCGUUGCUGCGUUUAUCUGGUACAGAAGACGGAGCCCCAUACGAAGAUCCCAUGAGAUUUGGACAGAUAAAUACAAUCAGCGUCAGAGUGCCCGCUUUGUAGAUGUGGAUGUGGAACAAGACGCCACGUUUCAGAAUCCCACAUACGGAGAACAAGAUGUAACACAGCAUAGAGACAUUGGCGAGGAUGGAACCGACCGACCAUCGUUAUAUCCAUCUAUGAGCACCGGUAGUGGUCUCCCGGACGCUGACUGAAAACACGGAACUUACCUUAAUCCAAUAUGGAGCCGAAUAACUGCUGACAUUCCAAUAUACCUUCUCAAUGCAUGUGUUGACUGUUCUCAAUGCAUGUGUUGACUGUCCUCAAUGCAUGUGUUGACUGUUCUCAAUGCAUGUGUUCCAAUAUACCUUCUCAAUGCAUGUGUUGACUGUUCUCAAUGCAUGUGUUGACUGUUCUCAAUGCAUGUGUUCCAAUAUACCUUCUCAAUGCAUGUGUUGACUGUUCUCAAUGCAUGUGUUCCAAUAUACCUUCUCAAUGCAUGUGUUGACUGUUCUCAAUGCAUGUGUUGACUGUUCUCAAUGCAUGUGUUCCAAUAUACCUUCUCAAUGCAUGUGUUGACUGUUCUCAAUGCAUGUGUUCCAAUAUACCUUCUCAAUGCAUGUGUUGACUGUUCUCAAUGCAUGUGUUGACUGUUCUCAAUGCAUGUGUUGACUGUUCUCAAUGCAUGGGUUGACUGUUCUCAAUGCAUGUGUUGACUGUUCUCAAUGCAUGUGUUGCCUUAAGGCAUAACCAGUGCAUAUAUUAACUGUUCUUAAUGCAUGUGGCGACUUUAAUGAAUGCAUGUGUUGACUAUUCUCAAUGCAUGUGUCGACUGUUGGUAUAACCAAUGCAUGUGUUGACUGUUCUCAAUGCAUGUGUUGACUGUUCUCAAUGCAUGUGUUGACUGUUCUCAAUGCAUGUGUUGCCUUAAGGCAUAACCAAUGCAUAUGUUAACUGUUCUUAAUGCAUGUGGCGACUUUAAUGAAUGCAUGUGUUGACUAUUCUCAAUGCAUGUGUUGACUGUUGGCAUAACCAAUGCAUGUGUUAACUGUUCUUAAUGCAUGUGGCGACUUUAAUGAAUGCAUGUGUUGACUAUUCUCAAUGCAUGUGUUGACUUAAGGCAUAACCAAUGCAUAUGUUAACCGUUCUUAAUGCAUGUGGCGACUUUACUGAAUGCAUGUGUUGACUUUUCUCAAUGCAUGUGUUGACUGUUGGCAUAACCAAUGCAUGUGUUAACUGUUCUUAAUGCAUGUGGCGACUUUAAUGAAUGCAUGUGUUGACAGGUAUAAAUGUCCUGACUGAGAGACACUACAAGGAGGCAGUUUGUGUGCAAUGGCUCAGAUAGUUAAUAUGAAGGAUAAGGAAAAUGCAGUGUCAGCAAUAUUUAAUGUUAAUUGCAUGUACAUAUAGUGAAAAGACAAGAGUUGCUGACGUUGAACUUUUAUGGCUACGACCCUCCUGUAUGACUGUGAAAUAUUUUCUGUCACAAGGCCAGUAUCAUUUUCAUUUCGUAACCUUCGGGUUUUCAUACAGGUAGAGAUGGGCACGGUUGCCCAGUCAUCUAAGGCGCCGCAAUUCGCUGUGAGCACGCCAGAAACCAAUGAUUGUGGUCUCGAAUCCCGGUUCGCCACGAUUAUGUUUCUCGAUUAUUCAGCACCAUACCCGUGUUCAACGGUUUCACCAAAGCGGUAAACAUAUGAGACCUGAAUCCCUUAGGCUUUCCUACGACAUUAAGCUGACACACCGUGAAAUAACUGGAAUACUGUUAAAACGGCGUGAAACCCAAUUUUCACUCACUCACUGAUACGUGUAGGUUCAACUGCUCUUUAUAUACACAUCAUAUACAGUUUGUUUAGUUCUCAUUCAAAGUAUGGUAAUUUGGGUUAACUUUCUACAUGCAGUUACCAGGAGUGCAAAAUGUCGUUAAAAGCGGAAUAAGCAAUGGACUUCUAUUCAUCGUUACAACUGGUGCCGAGUAAUCUACGCUUGUUAGAUGGCCAUGCUCGACGACUGUAUUGAUGUUUUCGUGCCCCGAAGGCUUUGGACUUUGCUCAUAAUAUCAAUCACUGGUUUGUCUGGUUCCGACCUCCUUCACAAAGCUGGGACAUUGCGGCGAUAAGCAACAAACAACGAACUAUUACGCUGGGGACGAUAUUUUGGUUUGUUUGUUCGUUGUUUAACGCCACAAUCAGCACUAUAUUCCAGCCAUAUGACGGCGGUCUAUAAAUUAUCGAGUCUGGACCAGACAAUCCAGUGAUUGAUAUCAUGAGCUUCGAUCCACGCAAUUUUGGUAAUCAGGAGAGACAGUAGAAAUGAUUGCCUAAUUAACUAUUUGUAUUGGCUCUUUAUCCGUUGAGUAUUAUUUGUGAAACCUCGGCCGCCAUUUUCUUUUUAUUUCCACAGCACCAGUCUAUUCAAAAUUAAAGGCUCAAUUAUAACGUUUGGAAUAUUUAAUGAAUUUUUUUUAUAGCAAUUGCUUAUAUCAUGAAUGUUUUCAAUACAUCUUACAUCAACAUGUACAGUUUAAAAAGAAAUCCCAAAUUACUGAAUUAAGUCGGAGAAUUAGAUGACGUUCGAUCGCAAGCUUUCUUGUUAUUGAAAAAUGUUUAAGCUAUUGUCUAAAUAUACUUCACUCACCGACCAGUUAUCGAUAUCGCAAUCUGACUUGCAAAGUGUCAAGAUAACAAACCAUGGAGUUUAUAUCAAGAGAUAAAUCUGAUAUAAAAUUAUCAGUGCGCUUAACUAAACAUAUUUGCUUCAACACUCAGAUGUGAAUUCUUUGAGCACAGAACGAAAUCGCCUACUAUAUAUACGGUUUGUAUCAUUUAUAUCGCCCACUGUUUAUAUCAUACCUUGUCAUUAAAGAUGUUUUCACUGAGAA
Messenger RNA from Haliotis rufescens (red abalone), 10444 nucleotides. Its product is annotated as neurogenic locus notch homolog protein 2-like. The transcript has 12 exons. Gene Ontology annotation, cellular component: plasma membrane; protein-containing complex. Gene Ontology annotation, molecular function: calcium ion binding. Gene Ontology annotation, biological process: cell communication; establishment or maintenance of epithelial cell apical/basal polarity; heterophilic cell-cell adhesion. The record is from RefSeq and is a predicted model, not a curated record. Lineage: Eukaryota; Metazoa; Mollusca; Gastropoda; Lepetellida; Haliotidae. The coding region runs from base 183 to 7778 and encodes 2531 amino acids.